AUGGCCUUUACUGUUAGAACGAAAAGAAAUCACCCUCUCGUUGUCUCAUCUGGUCGGACUAUUUUGUUCAUGCUUAAACAAAACCAUGGUCUCCGUGGUUUUCUGCCGUCGACAUCGAUGUGUUCUCUUUCGUUCAUUUCAGUCGAAGAUGCACCAAAAACAAAACUUUUUUCAGAAACCCAGGUCCGCUCCGUCUUCCAGUUUUCGGAAUAACUUGGACGUUCUUCGUGGUAACGAAAGGUCAGCCCCUUGGAAAGCGAUUUUACGAAAUCCAAGCAGAAGAUGUCAAGAAAUAUGGGAAAGUAUUCCGCAACAAACUACCAAGCGUCGAAAUUAUCAGUUUAUCCGAUCCUGCCGACGUUGCAAAGUUCGAUCGGAUCCCAAAUAUCCAGAAAGACUGGACUUUCCGUCUCUAA
This is a messenger RNA of Pocillopora meandrina, 416 nucleotides long. NCBI's taxonomy places the organism in Eukaryota, Metazoa, Cnidaria, Anthozoa, Scleractinia, Pocilloporidae. The record is from the annotation of a GenBank genome assembly.